AUGGAAGCAAGCGGUCGUGUUGCAUCACAGAAUCUCUUAUGUAACCAUAACCGUAGUACUAGCGCUAAUUUUGGUAGCAAAAAUGAUAAUAUUAGUAAAGUUGGGCAAAUUUCUAGUAGUGGUUAUGAAGGAAGUUCUGAGGAUACACAGAAAUUUUUCAAACGAAAUCCCGUAAAUGUUCCUUAUGAUCGUCGUCGUUCACGUUCGUGGCAACGUCAUAAGCAACAAUUAGAACGACCAAGACUUCAGCAAAAUUUACCACCGGUAUAUCGCGGAAGGCGAUGGCGUCGUCGAUUAAUACAAAAGCAAGGUCGUCUGAAUAGUACUAGCAAUGCACCACCAACUACUCCAGCUAAUACAUCCACUAAGAGUAAUCUUAAUACUAAUGUAAAUUUGCCUCAUCAUCAACAACAACAACAACGAUGGAAUUCAAAACCUAUCUCAACAAGUGGUAAGGAGUUGAAGGAAAAAUUUGAGCUAACAGGCGAAAAACUUCAACAGCAGCAACAGAAGCAACACGACCGGAAUACUGAUGGAUCACUUAAUGAAAUAAAAUCUGAUAGUAUAGUCAAAACAUGCGUCACUAAUGCUAAUAUUAAAUUAACCUUUCAAGUACAAUUAGCUCAUGGUAGUCCAACUGGUAUCAUUAGUGACUUUAACAGCAUUGCUCAACUUUAUCAGGCGAUAGCAAAUUGUUAUGAUGAGGUCAGUGUGGAUGAUAUUUUAUUUUGCACAAUUAAUACGCAUCGAAUUUCAAUGGAUGCUUUGCUUUCCUCAACUAUUAAUAUCAACGAUUUCAUUUUUGCACAUAUUGCGGGACAGAAGAAAGAAGUAACAUUGAUCAAAACUGAAAAAGCGUUAGGUCUGACAAUAACAGAUAAUGGAGCAGGAAAAGCAUUUAUCAAACGGAUCUUCCCUGAUACCAUAACUUCAAAAGCAAAACCAGCACUUCAGGUGGGUGAUUUCAUUGAAAAAAUAAACAACGAAAGUAUGGUUGGACGAAAACAUUUUGAUGUUGCUCGGUGUUUACGUGCAUUACCUACUGGUUCAACAUUCACAAUGCGAUUGGUUGAACCAAAACGAACAGGGUUUAAUUUUAUAGCUUCUUAUAGUAUGCCAAAGCGCAUGCGUUCAAUUUUGGAUAGAAAUGAAACAAUACGAUUUAAAGCUGAUGGAACGGUAAUUGUGCAGGAGAUGCCGAAUGCAUUGAUAAUUAAUAAGAUAAAUGAUAUAUUCGAUUCAUAUUUCGGUUUCCACGACAAUGAAUUAGCACAAACAAUAUGGGAAAUGAUUUCAUCUUGCAAAAAUUUUGAUGACCUUAAAAAUAUUUUAAUGGAGUCAGAGAUAAAAGAUUUCAAUUUUCCAACAGAACUAUAUUUUGAUCUGUGGGGUUCAGUGGAUGAUUACCGAAAUGGUCGCCUGGGAAAAAUUGAGAUGCCUAUGGGGAAAACUGCUGCUGAUAAAAAAUUAUUAACGGAACAAAAACUUUGA
Molecule: messenger RNA, 1491 nt
Organism: Brugia malayi
Lineage: Eukaryota; Metazoa; Nematoda; Chromadorea; Rhabditida; Onchocercidae
Exons: 9
Coding region: 1-1491 (496 amino acids)
Molecular function (GO): protein binding
Source: RefSeq, a predicted model, not a curated record